AUGACUUCCUGCUACAUCAACUCAUCCCACUGCCUGGGCAGCACCAAGAUGCCUACAGCAACAAAUGUCUGUGGCCCCUGCAUUGACAUUGGAGGCCAGCCUGGGUCAGAGGCCAAGGCUGCGUCUCUGUGCCUGUCGGCCACCAUCGCACAUGCCAACCGACCACGUGUUGGGGCAACCCCUCUGGGCCAACCCAGCCUCUGUAUGCCCCACAGCUGCCAAACUGCUUGCCCCUUGCCAGGGACCCGCAACAUUCCUGGCAACAUUGGAGUCUGUGAGAACUAUGGGGAGGGCGCUCCCAAUGGCCAUGAGAAGGUGACCAUGCAGUUCCUGAAUGAUCGCCUGGCCAACUACCUGGAGAAGGUGCGCCAGCUGGAGAGGGACAAUGAGGAGCUGGAGACCAAGAUCCGAGAGUCAAGCAAAUGCCAUGAGUCCACUGUGUGUCCAGACUACCAGUCCUACUUCCAGACGAUUGAGGAGCUCCAGCAGAAGAUCCUGUGUAGCAAGGCUGAGAAUACCAGGCUGAUUAUCCAAGUGGACAAUGCCAAGCUGGCUGCUGAUGACUUUAGAAUCAAGCACGAAAGUGAGCUCUCCCUGCGCCAGAUGGUAGAGGCGGACAUGUGUGGGAUGCACAAGCUCAUGGAUGACCUGAGCCUGGCCAAGGCUGACCUGGAGGCCCAGCAGGAGUCCCUGAAGGAGGAGCUGCUCUGCCUCAAGAGGAACCACGAACAGGAAGUGAGCAUUCUGAGGGGCCAGCUGGGGGACAAGCUCCAGAUUAAGCUGGAUGUUGAGCCCACCGUGGACCUGGGCAGAGUGCUGGAGGACAUGAGGUGCCACUAUGAGGCCAUGGUGCAGACCAGCCGCAAUGAUGUGGAGGAGUGGUUCCAAGAUCAGUCUGAGAGCAUCAGCCAGCAGGACAUGUCCUGCUCUGAGGAGUUGCGGUGCUGCCAGUCGGAGAUCCUGGAGCUGAGACGCACGGUGAACGCCCUGGAGGUGGAGCUUCAGGCCCAGCACACACUGAAAGACUGUCUGCAGAACUCUCUGUGUGAAGCCGAUGCCCGUUUUGGCACGGAGCUGGCGCAGAUGCAGAUCCUGAUUAGCAACGUGGAGGAGCAGCUGUCUGAGAUCCGGGGUGACCUGGAGCGGCAGAACCAGGAGUACCAGGUGCUGCUGGACGUUAAGGCUCGGUUGGAGUGUGAGAUCAACACAUACCGGAAACUUCUGGAGAGCGAGGAUUGCAAACUCCCCUGCAAUCCAUGCUCCACUGCUGCCUCCUGUGUCACAUCCCCCUGUGCAACUCGUCCAAGCUGUGCCCUCUGCCCCACUUUUGUGUCCGGGUCAGCCUGUGGAGCCAAUACUGGGAGCCGGUUUUGAAUGCCCACGCACCAGCAGGGGCAGUUAAAGCAAGAGGAUGCCCAAGGAGAAAUGCUUUUUAUAUAUGCAGGCACUCGGUUUCUAACUAUUGCUGACUUUUUGUACGUAGAGGCCUUUCCAAAGGUGACAGAAUAUCAGGAGAAGUGGAAUCUUGGUUGGGAGGCUUCCUUCUCAGUUCCAGAUUUUCCCAGAUAAGUUUCAUGACCUCAGUGGCUGGAUCCCAACCACCAGUGGUGGCUUGGGAAUAUCUACAUUGAAGAUACUCAGGCAUAGGAUCAGAUUGAAAAAGUAUCUUGGGGAGAGGAUGGGGUGGGACCUGAAAUUGCAUUUGCAUUUCAAAACACCAAUUUUAGUUUGAAAAUUUCCAGUUUGUGGCCAGGAAAGUGAAGAACAAACUUCACUGUUUGGGAUUCCCUCCAACUGAUUCCAUCUAACAUCUGCAGCCUCAGAUAAUGGCUCCAGAGAGGGAGCAAAGGAACUAGAUACUACAUAUCUGACCACUUCCUCCUCUAUUUCCUUUCUCCUUUCAUCCUGCCUCCCUGCUUUUGAAGUGGCUCCAUUUCCUCUCUAGGGUAAGUUAAGAGCUUCCCUUGUAUCAGAUCUCAGCUCUCUCCACUCAGAGUCCUAUCUGACCAAAGGACCGGUCUUGCCUCUUGCUCUGUAAAGGGAACUUUCAGAUUAAAAAAAUCUCUCUUCUCUAGAAAUCUUGACUUUCUUAACUAUUGGCUGGCUACACCUCUCUUCAUCUAAUUUGACAGUAACAUUUGAACAAUGACUUUAUAUUUUCUAGUACUUUCUCCUGAAAUAUUAAAACCUAUUGAUUCAAUAGACCACACUGUUGGGCAUGAUGAUUUAGGGUAAUGGAAAAUAUAUCUACAAUAUUUCCAAAAUUUUUCUUCUUGCUUACCUUCUGUGCUCCCACCUUACGUCUUACCACUCUCUCCCUUCCUCACCACGAUGCCGCCACAUUGGCCAGUGUAUUCCUUGGGUGUCCCUGAGACUGGUCCCUGCUUUUCCUCCUCCCUAGAAUGCUUUCCUUCUCCUUACUACUCAGGGCUCAGAAGAAAUGUCACUCCCUCCAAGAGCUCCUGCUUGGCCAUCCGUCCACAAUGAUUACAGCCUUGUCACUCUCUGUCCUGCUUACUGUCACCAUGGUAGCCCUCAACAGCUAAAAUUGCCUGCUUCUCCAUUGUUUUCUCAUUAAAAUGCUUCUUGAAGAUCAGCAUUGUACACUGCUGCUUCCCCAGAGCCUAGCUCACUGCUUGAUAAAGAGUAGAUGCUUAAUAAACAUCUGUUAAAAGGAUGAAUGUGUCUUCCUGACUUUAUCUCUGACUUGUUAUGGGCCUUGAGAAUCAU
Molecule: messenger RNA, 2730 nt
Organism: Canis lupus familiaris (dog)
Lineage: Eukaryota; Metazoa; Chordata; Mammalia; Carnivora; Canidae
Gene: KRT38
Product: keratin 38
Exons: 7
Coding region: 1-1374 (457 amino acids)
Molecular function (GO): structural molecule activity
Source: RefSeq, a predicted model, not a curated record